GCAUCGAACACCACACCGGCCGCAUAAUCUCCCUCCUCAUCCAUCCUUUUAUUUUCCUUAUUAUUAUAACAACAAACUGUUCGGUGCGGGGAUCUGAUCAGUGUAUCCGCAGAUCCAAUUUCAUUCAGCACCAGACUGUAAUCUUGUAAUCUUAUAGCCGAGAUUAUUUAUUAUUUAACCCUUUAUUUUGCCCUGUUCAGAAUCGAGCCAGUAUCGCGGUGGUAAUCCUGAUCAGGCCUUAAUUCCUUCAGUCCAUCUGUCUGUCAUCAAAUACUAAAGAAAAUGGCCAAAAACGAGAAGGGCGGAUGGAAAGAAUUCAUCUGGAACCCCAGGACCCGUGAGUUGUUCGGCAGGACCGCCAGCAGUUGGGGUCUGAUCUUUCUGUUCUACGUGGCCUUCUACAUCUUCCUUGCUGGAUUCUUCGGUUUGACCAUAUAUGUUAUGCUUCUGACCCUCGACGACAACAUACCUACCUACCAGGACCGGCUCAGCACUCCAGGGGUGAUGAUUAGGCCUACAGGUAAGGAUCUGGAGAUCUUCUACACCAAGGAGAACACAGAGAGCUGGGACCUGCACGUCCAGGCAUUAAACCGCUUCCUAGCCCCCUACAAAGACCAGGCUCAAGAGGCGAAUAACAUCGAGUGCACGCCUGACACGUACUUCUACCAGGAGGACAGCGACAGUGUGAAGAACAACCCCAAACGCUCGUGCUGGUUCAAGCGCUCCUCUCUGGAUCAAUGCUCCGGCAUAACAGACCUCUCCUACGGCUAUGACAAGGGCCAACCGUGCAUCCUCAUCAAGCUGAACAGGGUGAUCGGGAUGCUGCCAGGGAAGGAUGGCCAGGCACCGACUGUUAGCUGCGGUGCCAAGACUGAUGACUCGGAUAAGCUGGGCGAGGUUGCGUACUUCCCUCGCAAUGGCACCUUUAACCUGAUGUACUACCCAUACUAUGGCAAGAAGGCGCAGGUCAACUACACUCAGCCUCUGGUGGCCGUCAAGUUCAUGAACAUCAGCAUGAACGCCGAGGUGAACGUGGAAUGCAAGAUCAGCAACUUCGCCGCCAUCAACGAACGCGACAAGUUCGCCGGCCGCAUCUCGUUCAAGCUCAAAAUCAACGGCAAAAAUUAAUUUUGCUAAAAAGAAGUGUGUUCUGCUACACACUAAAGUAUAUAUACACACACACAUACACACACACACACCUUAUACACACAUAUGCACUUCACUCACGCACAGGAAGCUCUCCGAAACACCCGGUGACUAAACGAAGGUGCUAACGAGGUGCUGGUUCUGUCGCGUAUGUGUGUACGAGAGCGUGAGUGUGUGUUCAUACACUAUUUUAUCUAAAACUGACAGCUGAGACAUCUAUUUAUACUGCAUGAUUAUAACCCCGAAGAAACAUUUAUGCAGUGCGGCUUUACAGACGGAGGACUCGGUGUGAGCGGAACAGAACAGGUACCAUCAAGGAUGAGCUCAUUUCGAUCAGCUAACGUUGCUGUUUGAAUACAGAUCAAACGCUAAUGGUGAUAACAGUGUGGUGUAGGUGGAGAACGCUACAAUUCUGCAUGUGCUUUUACCUCAAGGUGACAGCUGUGGGACCGUGUGUGUGUCUGUGCGUUAUGUUGAACAUUUGAACCCUAAAACUGUAUUUUCUAGACUAUAAAUAAAAUCGAAUAAAACCAAACUACACUACAUUUAGCCGAAUUUAACUGUGCUGAUUUUAAGUGAAUUGGAAUCAAACUGACUGAAUCGAACUGAAUUGACUGAAUUAAGGUCAUGUGAUCUGAGCUUGAUUUCAUUAAACUCAACCAAGUUUACCAACCAGUCACAACAAGCUAAUUUAAAAUGAAAUAAAAUGAUCUGAAAUAAACUAAAUCAACAACACUGAGGGUCGCAGGGAUUCCUCAUAAUAACUACUGCAAUUACGACCUCUGCUGGCUGGUCUAUGGUGCUGCACAGUGACGGGGGAUAAUGGGGAUGGGUGCACGACUCUCUGUGCGCCAUACGGCUCUCAACAUGAGCCGGCUUUGUGCAGGUGAAAAAAGCAGGGAAUUCAGCGGGUCCAUAGCUGAGCCGUGGCCGGAAGUCGAGACGUCUGGGUUGCAAAAUGGCAUCAGAGCGAGGACAUGGGUACAAGUCGAUUUAAAGCCCAUCCAGCCCAAGUUAGCAGCUGCUGUGUGAUAAAUGAGAAUCAGUCAGUGUAAGGAAACCAUAUAAUACAAUGUGGCUAAUGCGAUCGAGCUCAGAUCACAUGACUUUAAUUCACACUGGUCAGCCCGAUUCAGUCCAGUUUGAUUCCAAUUCCCCUCAAUUCACAAUUUGCCUCAGUGGAAGCACCAGGACCGUCCUUGAUUUUUCUUCCACCCCAGCUGAGAAAAGGACAAAUCAAAGAUCUAGUAUUACUGUCUCAUUAUAGUCUAGAAAAUACGACAUUCCUGUUUAUUAAUUUGAUGUACUCGGAUUAAUAUCUCUGCUGCUAUCAUCCGGCCAUCCUACAAUAUCAAACUCAGCCCAUUUCUAUGAGAUGUAGUUACUUCUGCUUAUUUAUAAGUAUAAAUAAGUACUAAAUAAGAAAUAAAUUGUGGUUUUGCAUGUAUAUUAGUGUCACGUGUGGACGGGAUGUUGUUUUUUUUUCCUUUUGUAUUGAUUUGCACUUGGUCUGGUUCUAUAGGCCGGAGGUGUGUGGAGGAGGCGGACAGGCGUGUGUUAUUGUGAGCGUGUGCACGUGUGUAUGUUAUUAUAUGCUGGUGUGAAUGAGCUGUAGAUCUGAUCUGUAUUUCAUUUUCUUUAAUUCAUUUUAUUUCUUUUUGAUGUUUGUUGAAGUUUGUUGUAUAUUUUGGGAAUGUUGACUCGUCUCUUGUGUUGGUUAGUCGAUACAGUGAGGUUGAUACAAAGGUGUAGAGAUGAUAGAAAUGCGUUUUAGGUUUCAUUAAUCAUGUGCACGAGCAAAUCCAACCAAAGCAGCUUUUCGUUCCUCUCCGACCCGCCCAGUUUGCACAUCCAGUGUUCCCCGUUUAAACUUAGAACUAUUUGAUCAGUUCUGUGCUCUGAUGGACGGAUGAUAAAGGUUCAUCCUGGAGGACACCGAUUCACUUCUAGUGUCCUCCUGUAUCAUCUGGAGUGGAACCAACACGUGGGAUCUAAGUGUACCUGUCUAAUCUCUUAAUCUGAUUGGAUAAUCCAGGACAGGAGAACAUUUCAUCCCUCCGCACUCUCUCUGUCAGCCAGGAUUCCUCCCAUCCCCCUAUAGGAUCUUUUUUAGACCUUUUUCCCAGGUUUCAUCUUCAUCCUUCUUCUUUCUUCUAUUUUUUUGCUUUAUUUAGUCAUUUAAUAAUUUUGUCAUGAUUAUUUGCUCAUUUUUUUCUCAGAAUCCCAGCAAUUACUCGGGUGUGUAUAUAUUUUGGGUUUACAUGCUGGAAGGUCUCUUUCCUGUUUGCUCUGUAAUGUAUAUUUGAUGGGAGUACAGUGGAGAGUCGAUCCUUCGGACCACAGGCACUGAAGUGGUGUUAAAUAUUCAUGAGCUGGACGUUCAGUCUCACAUGUUGUUUGCUCUCAUUAACACGAUGUGUGAAGGUGAAACAAACUCAACCUUCAAUUCAUGAUAUUUAAAUAAAUCAGAUUUUAAAAAGCUCCUUUUAUUAAAGUUUAUUAAACACUACCUCCUGAAAAGUCAUCAGACUUCACCAGUUGAGUUUUGGGUUGUUGGGGUUUUAGUUUUCUUUUUAUGGAUUAAUAAAUUAAGUGUAAUGACAGCAGCACACGUCUCACGUACGUUUCAUAACAGUAUAUUAUGGCUAAUGGGGGAUGCGUUAAAAAAGCAAUAUUAUGUGGCAUUUUAUCCUUUUAAUUGCCUUUUUAAUUCUGUAUGAGUGUAGCAAUAUGAAAUGUAGUAUAUUAUAGACAGUAUAGAUAUAUAUUAUUCAAUUCCAUGUACAUUCAGAAGUAAUAUAUAUAUAAAGCAGAGUGUUUGUGUGAUUAUAUUUCAUCUUUCUUUUCUUUUUUUUUAAGGUAAAAAUAUUGGAUUUUUACUCUUGAAGCUUCUCAUGUGAGAACUGGAAUGUACUGCUAUGGAAUGUAAAAAUGUCCUAAGCUUGAGAUUAUUAUCCAAAAUAAAAUACAAACUAAAGAACUAAA
Molecule: messenger RNA, 4131 nt
Organism: Trichomycterus rosablanca
Lineage: Eukaryota; Metazoa; Chordata; Actinopteri; Siluriformes; Trichomycteridae
Gene: atp1b2b
Product: ATPase Na+/K+ transporting subunit beta 2b
Exons: 7
Coding region: 283-1128 (281 amino acids)
Biological process (GO): potassium ion import across plasma membrane; sodium ion export across plasma membrane; intracellular sodium ion homeostasis
Cellular component (GO): sodium:potassium-exchanging ATPase complex
Molecular function (GO): ATPase activator activity
Source: RefSeq, a predicted model, not a curated record